Messenger RNA from Caenorhabditis briggsae, 1674 nucleotides. RefSeq names its product Protein CBR-UGT-57 (gene Cbr-ugt-57). Bases 1 to 1674 code for a protein of 557 amino acids. The transcript is spliced from 7 exons. Gene Ontology annotation, molecular function: UDP-glycosyltransferase activity. The record is from RefSeq and is a predicted model, not a curated record. Lineage: Eukaryota; Metazoa; Nematoda; Chromadorea; Rhabditida; Rhabditidae.
AUGAGGAUCCCACUACUAGCUUUUUCACUGGUCCAAAUUGUUACCAGUCUAAACAUUUUAGUAUUUUUAAUUGGCACCAAUCAGUUUGAAAGGAACAUCUUCGAGUUUCUUGCACAACAACUUGCAUUACGUCACCAUAAUGUAAUUUCCAUCAAGCCCGUGCUAAUCCCAGAGGAGCCGCGACUGGUGAAGCCGAAACUACACCUUGUCCGUGAGAAAGUCAUCAAGAAUGUUCUGAGCAAGGACUUGUUCAAACCACUCGAAGAUUCUGUGCCAAAUACGGCAUGGAGAGCCGACUACGAUUAUGAUAGUUAUCUGGAGCCUUAUUAUAGAGCACAUAACGCGAGUUGCUACAAACUUUUGAACUCAAAUCUAGUGGACUCAUUGAAAAAGGAAUCAUUGGACUUGGCAAUUGUAUACUCGGGAAAUCCAUGCUUAAACGCGUUGACUCAUCUUGUCGCUGUUCCUACAAUCUAUUUCGAUACUGAAGGGCUCACCGAUGAGACACUGGUCGCCGCAAGAACUCCAAUUGAUAUGUUCACUUCUCCAUCCCACUGUGCUAUCGCCGAAUCUCCAGAAUACCCAAUUCUGAAUUUAUACAGAAACUCGAUUUGCUAUCUUCAAGAGAUGACUGCUCAACUAGGACUUCCAAUUCUGUCUUCUUUGGUAUCAAAGCGUCAUCGAUUGCUGGAUGAGCCAAUAACCAACAUUUUCAGAACAGAUUACACAAUCAAGAAAAGAUACAAGAACUUCCCAAGUGUGAACACUUUGAAGCAACAAAGCGUUGCUUUCUUCGCCAACACUGACCCACUUCUGGAACCAUCCCGUGCUCUCCCACCAAACGUUAUUCCAGUCGGAGGACUCCACAUUGAUCAUCCAAAGCCACUUUUCGCGCCUUGGAACACUACUAUCGCCGCUGCCAAAGAAGGAUUAAUCAUUGUUUCUUUUGGUACACAAGCAGAUAGCAGUAAAAUGAGUGCGAAACAAGCAAAAUCGAUCUUAAAAGCUCUUACAAACCUCAACAACUAUAGAAUCUACUGGCGAGUUGGGCCAAACAUGAAGCUUGAAGGAAUUGAUGAGACCAAAAUUCCAAAACACAUUAAUCUUACUACAUUCAUCCCACAAAACGAUCUUCUUGCUCAUAAGGCUUGCAAACUUUUAGUUACAAACGGAGGAAUGUCAUCUGUAAUGGAAGCUGUAGCUCAUGGAGUUCCAAUUGUUGGCAUUCCAUUGUACGGGUCAAACAGAUACAAUCUUCAAAAAGUUGCAAAUAAGGGGCUUGGUGUUGUGAUUCAAAAGGAUGAUUUGAAUGAGAUCUCAUUGUACGGAGCUAUGAAGAAGGUUUUGGAAUCUGCAAAAUACAAGAACACUGCUAAGGAAAUGUCCAAAGAAUUCAAGGCGCGAACCACCUCUCCAUUUGCCGCAGCUCUCCAUGUCAUAGAUCAUGUCGGACGCCAUCAUUCUUUUGCCUACAUGCAACCAGUUUAUCAACCAAUUUACAAACGAAUCGAUUUCUACCUCCUCCUUCUCAUCGUCUUUUUGCCUGUAUUAUUCCUUCAAAAACUUUUCGGAUUCUUCUUCAGAACGUCUGCGAAAAACGUUCAAGGAGUCAAAGUAGCUGAAGCGGCUGUGAAGGUUGUUAAAGAAGUUGUGGAAUCCAAGAAAAACAAAUGA